GCUGCGUUGUUCACCCCUAGGGUCGUCGGAGAGAGGUCUGCCCCGCAUUCUCCACCCACGCCCCUGCCAGCUUCCCUUCCCACUUUGCUUUCUCGGCUCGCCUUCCUUCGCCCUCAUUCUUCCCCCAUCCCGUCCCGUCCGCUGCCCACAUUUGCAGUUCAAGCUGCCGCUGCAGGUUGCUCCCGGCUCUCUGCUUUCGACUCCCGGCUCUGCGGAAGGGCCCUUUACCUCCUGCCCGGACGGGACUCGUGUGGCUCACGGUCCCCUUGCCGAAGUCAGCUUUGACCACUUUGAAAUUUUGCGAGCCAUCGGGAAAGGCAGCUUUGGGAAGGUCUGCAUUGUUCAAAAGAAUGACACCAAGAAAAUGUAUGCCAUGAAGUACAUGAAUAAACAGAAAUGUGUCGAGCGCAAUGAAGUGAGAAAUGUCUUCAAGGAACUGCAGAUCAUGCAAGGUUUAGAACAUCCCUUCUUGGUCAACUUGUGGUACUCAUUCCAAGAUGAAGAGGACAUGUUCAUGGUGGUGGAUCUGCUCCUGGGGGGCGACUUGCGCUAUCACCUGCAGCAGAAUGUCCGUUUCCAGGAAGACACAGUGAAACUCUUCAUCUGUGAGCUAGCUAUGGCCCUAGACUACCUUCAGAGUAGGCACAUCAUUCACAGGGAUAUGAAGCCAGACAACAUUUUGCUGGAUGAGCAUGGGCAUGUGCACAUCACGGACUUCAACAUCGCCACCACAAUGAGCAAGGAGAUGCAGCUCACAUCCAUCGCGGGCACGAAACCAUACAUGGCCCCCGAGAUGUUUAUCUCAAGGAGUCAAAUGGGCUACUCCUUUGCAGUCGACUGGUGGUCACUGGGCGUCACUGCUUAUGAGCUACUGCGAGGCCGGAGGCCGUAUCAUAUCCGCUCCAGCACAUCACCAAGUGAAAUUGUGCACAUGUUCCAGACGGCCAUAGUGACCUAUCCAGCUUCUUGGUCGGGGGACAUGGUAUCACUGCUGCGAAAGCUGCUGGAGCAAAAUCCCGAAAACCGAUUUUCUCAGCUGACGGAUAUCCAGGAAUUUACCUACCUGGCUAACAUGAACUGGGAUGCUGUGUUUCAGAAGAGGUUGAUUCCAGGCUUCAUUCCCAAUAAAGGCCAACUAAACUGUGACCCCACAUUUGAACUGGAAGAAAUGAUCCUGGAGUCCAAGCCACUUCAUAAGAAAAAGAAGCGUCUGGCCAAGAAAGAGAAGAACAUCAGGAAGGAUGAUUCAUCCCAGACUCUCCUGCUUCAGGAGCACCUCGACUCUGUCCAGAAGGAGUUUCUUGUUUUCAACCGAGAAAAGACAAUAAAGGACUCCCAAGGCAGUUUAGCCCAGGAACAAACCAACAAUAGCGAAGAUGGGAGUCAGAACAACAGCCUCUGAGACCUGCUUCCUCAGUGAUGUACCUAAAAGCAUCCUGCUCCAGGGACCCAGGAAGUGUAACUCUCCUGUCUUCCCUCCCCAGCUGCUGGAAAUCCAUAUCUCUGACUUCCACCAGGA
Molecule: messenger RNA, 1519 nt
Organism: Tachyglossus aculeatus (Australian echidna)
Lineage: Eukaryota; Metazoa; Chordata; Mammalia; Monotremata; Tachyglossidae
Gene: STK32A
Product: serine/threonine kinase 32A
Exons: 12
Coding region: 365-1402 (345 amino acids)
Biological process (GO): regulation of signal transduction; protein phosphorylation; G protein-coupled receptor signaling pathway
Molecular function (GO): G protein-coupled receptor binding; G protein-coupled receptor kinase activity; ATP binding
Source: RefSeq, a predicted model, not a curated record